UUGGCCAAAAGGCUAUUUAUCUCUUUUUCUCUUUCUCUUGACUCAUCAUCAAAAGUUCAAAGCUUUCGACUUUGUGGAUCUCUCUAUCAAUGGGUGUCUGUGUGUUUUUUACAGAGAGAUGGAGGCAGAUCAGAUCGUGAUGUUUGGCGUUCACGAAACGCUGAGUUCUUUUGCGGAUGCAGCAAUUGAAUCUGAAGCAAAGAACAUGAGCAAGUAAAAUUGCAAUAGAGGUCGAAGUUUUUUUUAUUUCCCCAAUGCCCAAUAACUUGUGGAUAAUUUAGACACUUCAUCCUCCUCCGUAACGAUUCAUUAAUUUUUAUAUAUGUGAUUUUCUUCUCAAGCGAAACAGUCUCUACCCUAUUAGCAAAAUGUUUUCGCAGUUUAUCUUUUGAUUCCGGUUACUCGGGGAACACUCGUCACCUAACUAUCCAGAUUCUCUAAGAUAUGGACAUAAUCAGUGACUUGUCCGAUGAACUGCUUCUUAAGAUCUUACAGUUGGUUCCGACAAAAGUUGCUGUAUCAACUAGUAUCUUGUCGAAACGGUGGGAGUAUCUUUGGAUGUGGUUGCCUAAACUUGAUUACUGUGAUAGUAUUGGGUCAGAUCAUGAAUGCGGAAGGCUACAGAGUUUUCUUGACAGAAACUUGCCGUUACAUAGAGCUCCGGUUAUAGAAAGCUUCCGCCUUCGCAUAUGUUGUUCAUGUUUAAAACCUAAGAACAUCAAAAUGUCGGUUUUAACAGCUGUUUCCCACUGCGCACGUGAGCUUGAGAUAUUGAAUCAGUUUUUUCUAGCUAAGCCAGAAAUAUUGCCGAGUAACUUGUAUACGUGCAAAACGCUCGUGAUCUUGAAACUAGUUGGCGAGAUCUUCUUGGAUGUUCCUCGAAUGGUUUCUCUUCCUUCUCUGAAAACUCUGGAACUUGAAAGGGUGACAUACUUUAAGGACGGAACUCUUCAGCGGCUUCUAUCUAAUUGCCCUAUUCUUGAAUAUCUAGUCCUGAUUUUAAAAGAUCAGGACAAUAGUGGAAAGUUGACAGUUGUUGUUCCAUCUUUGCAGAGUUUGUCACUCUAUAUACCCUAUGCUCAUGAUAUAGAUGGGGUUGUGAUAGAAACUCCUUGUUUAAAGUAUUUCAUACUUUGGGAUCUUAGCUGGCAAGAUCACUACUUUUUGAUUGAGAACAUGCCUUUCCUUGCCGAGGCAUAUGUUGAUGUUAAUCUUUCUGAUACGAAGAGUCUUAUUGGAUCAAUCACAUCUGUCAAGCGUCUUGGAAUAUGUUCAAAGCUUAUGCUCGAUGAAGAUUUUGUCUUCAACCAGCUUGAACAACUGAAGGUAUGUUCAUGCACAUUCUUUUUCUCGAAUCGACUUUUCUGGCUGCUCAAAGCUUCUUCUAAUUUGCAAGGACUGUACUUUUCACACAUGAAGGAUCAUGAUUAUAGUCUUCAAGAUAUGGACGACUGGAAUGAACCAAGUACUGUUCCUGAAUGCAUGCUUUCGAGUCUACAAACUCUCCACUGGUCGACCUACACAGGAGAACCACGAGAGAGAGAUAUUGCGGUUUACAUUCUGAAAAAUGCUCGUCACUUGAAGACUGCAACAAUCAAGUCAACUGAAUCGGAAGUUCCAAAAUCUGAGAUGUUAAAGGAGUUGGAACUUUCUUCUAGAGCUUCAGCUGCAUGCCAACUCAUGUUCGAAUGAGUAUUUGAUCUUUAGAAUCGGUCUUGUUCUUCUUUUCUUGUAUUUGCUUGGACUCGUUUGGUUUGUUUUUCAACUCUUCAAACUUGUUUUCAAAACUAUUUUUUCUAUAGGUUGUCCACUGAAUAAAACGACUUAUGUUGUUUUGAGCCAA
Molecule: messenger RNA, 1843 nt
Organism: Brassica oleracea var. oleracea
Lineage: Eukaryota; Viridiplantae; Streptophyta; Magnoliopsida; Brassicales; Brassicaceae
Product: FBD-associated F-box protein At4g10400-like
Exons: 4
Coding region: 445-1692 (415 amino acids)
Molecular function (GO): protein binding
Source: RefSeq, a predicted model, not a curated record